Messenger RNA from Morchella importuna, 534 nucleotides. RefSeq lists its product as uncharacterized. The coding region runs from base 1 to 534 and encodes 177 amino acids. The record is from RefSeq and is a predicted model, not a curated record. Lineage: Eukaryota; Fungi; Ascomycota; Pezizomycetes; Pezizales; Morchellaceae. The transcript has a single exon. Gene Ontology annotation, biological process: DNA synthesis involved in DNA repair; DNA-templated DNA replication. Gene Ontology annotation, molecular function: DNA-directed DNA polymerase activity. Gene Ontology annotation, cellular component: delta DNA polymerase complex.
AUGCCGCCACGACGAGCAUCACGGUCCUCAUCAGGCGGCCACCAGGCAGUCUUAUCAUUCAAGACCCCCUCCAAGAUUGUAAAAAGCACCACCCACCUCCCAGUAGCGAAGAAAGACGCCGCAGCAAGCCCCAAGAAGCGGGCAUCCACCUCCAUCUCUAUCCCCGCCGCCUCCACCUCCCCCACCUCCUCACCCCUCGUUGACGAAGCCACUCUUUCUCCUACUACCACUAGAGAAGUAGUCACCAACGAGGCCCUCGCGGAGUACUACAAGACCCACAUCCUCGGUACCCGCCGCUCGCAGCCCCUCCAUCAGGAGGACAUGAGCCUGCAGGAUAAGGUGCUGAGGCACUGGGACAUGAGUAGCCAAUAUGGGCCGUGCAUGGGUAUUAGUCGGCUGGAGAGGUGGAAGAGGGCCGAGAGGAUGGGGUUACGGCCGCCGGUGUUGGUGAAGGUUGUUUGUGAGGGGUUGGAGGAUGGCGGGAAGGCGUGGCUGGAGGAGGCGUUGAGUUUGAGGGGGUUGUGUAGAUUGUGA